This is a messenger RNA of Girardinichthys multiradiatus, 5123 nucleotides long. It is a transcript of the gene cfap43, whose product is annotated as cilia and flagella associated protein 43. The transcript is spliced from 38 exons. Gene Ontology annotation, cellular component: axoneme. The record is from RefSeq and is a predicted model, not a curated record. Bases 94 to 5022 code for a protein of 1642 amino acids. NCBI's taxonomy places the organism in Eukaryota, Metazoa, Chordata, Actinopteri, Cyprinodontiformes, Goodeidae. Gene Ontology annotation, molecular function: protein binding. Gene Ontology annotation, biological process: cilium assembly; sperm axoneme assembly.
AUGGACACCAAACCACUUGCCUUUCAUUUUCUUCGCUUUCUCAAAAAAAAAAAAAAAAAGCUGUAAAAGCAUUUAUUCGCAUCUUGUAUUAACAUGAACGAAGUUAGAAACUUAGAAAUAAGCUGGGUUCAAGGAUUUACAAGAGAAAAUGUCGAGUUUGUGGAUAACAAAACAGUGUGUUACACGUGCGGGAAUCAUAUUUGCUUCCUGAACCUGGAGACAAAAACACGGAGUGUGUUUCAGAGUCCUGGCAGAGGCGUCGGUGCGCUGACAGCUAACGGCAGAAGUGGAGCGUUUGCUUUCUCUGAGAGAAAACUGUCUCCGUUUAUAUUUGUGUACAGUUUUCCGGGGUUAGAAUUGAAGAAUGAGCUGAAAGGAGAUGCGUGUCUGGAUUAUACAUCUUUGACGUUAAGUGAUGGAGGUCCUUAUUUGGGCUGUUGCUCCUCGUUUCCUGAAUACUCCAUCACAGUGUGGAACUGGGAAAAUGCUGAGGUGAUCUGUACAAAGUCACAAGCAGGACAGGAUGUUAUUUCUUUAGAGUUUAACCCCAUGAAUUGGCUCCAGCUUUGUGCUUUGGGCACCACCACACUCACUGUCUGGAAUAUAGAAAAGUGUGGGAGUUUCCAUCUGAUGAAACCAAGGGUAAUCCAGCUUCCUGCAACUAAUGGUGCCUUUGCAGAGGAACCCCCUCACACCCCCACUAAGAACAGCUUUAUUCCAGAGAUGAGUCUGUCACCCAUUUCAGAGCUCUCCAAGAUGAAACCUAUUGGCUAUGAAUCUUCGCUGCCCACUGGAGCCACAAUAACACCGUCUGCCCUAUGCUGGACAGCCGCAUCACAACUUUAUGUGGGCUGUGCUGAAGGCUACCUCCUACUUGUUGACCCGGAGAACCUCUCUGUUUCGGUCCUUUUCAACCCUACAGCUGCUGAUGCCAUUCCUGAACUCCAAAACUUCCACUUUCAAGCUUUAACCCUCAGUAGCAAUGGCCUUAUUGCAGUAGGAAAGGAGACUGUGCUACAUUGUCUGCAUAUCAGAGGGACUCAGCCCAGCAUCACACAAACAUGGCAGCUAGAGAAACCCGUUUCAGCUGCAAUUCUUUCCCCUGACAAUGACACUUUACUUCUGUCUUCCAAUACAGGGCAGAUCUAUCUGCUGAAUCCAGCCGAGUCAGACCAGAUCAUGAAGGUUCUGGAUGUUCUCAGCGGCAACUUUUUGACAGCUGCUUUGCUGCGCACUGACAAGAACGUUUGCGUGUCGUUGAGGGAGCGUGGAGUUCUGCAGCUGUGGGCCUCCGAUGGCACCUGCCUCAGCUCCCUGCCCCUACAAACUGAGGUGACAAGGCUUGCCUGUUGUCCCAUUGCACAUUACGCAGCUGUUGGAACAGCUUCAGGAAAAAUUCUCUUUGUUGACUUGAACAAUGAGAAGCAGCUCCGCCUGGUGCAUGAGGUUUAUCUCAACCACACUGCUGUGGACCAUCUGGUUUUUGAUCAAGAAGGAUGCUACCUUCUCUGCAGUGGAUCGGAUUUACACCUUUAUGUACUCUAUGCAAGGCCAUCAAUGAGGUUUUCAGUUAUAGGAUACGUUGAUGUUCCUGGCUGCAUUUUGUCACUUUCCACUCAGUGCCUCGGCAGCAACGAGGAAGUGAAGAUUCUCGCACUGUGCGCCGCACAGGAGGACAAAAAUAAUGAUGCGAGCUUGCUCAUUGUGUUUUCUCUGCCUGUCAGGAGCAUUGCAGGUUCAGAUUGUGUAGAUCGUCAGGGUUGUCUGUACAACCUCAAAGUGCUCAGAUACAAAGUGCCACUUCCACUGACUUCCUGCGCUCUCGGGGUCGGUGAGGUCUUUGCUUAUUGUCACAGCAAUAAAUCUCUUCAGCGAUUUCAGCUUCCCAAGGACACAGAUGGCCUCCCCAGCCAACAGAUGGUCCAGUUGCAACCAAAGGAAGAAGUCAAAGGUCACCAGCUCGGCCCUGUCUCUCUCCUUCUGUCUCCUGACUGCAUGUGGCUAGCCUCUGUGGGACGAGAUGGCUUACUGCGGAUCAGACCAACUGCCUCUAUGGAGAAGUAUUGUGAGCUGUGGUGUCAUUCAUGCCGCCUCGGUGGAGCUCGUAGUGUGUCCUUCUCUGCAGAUGGUCACACAGUCGUCACUACUGGCUUCAAAGACGGUUCUCUCCAGUGCACUAACUUGAGACCUUCAUGCAGAAUAAAAGAUGCUUAUAAUGAAAAGGAUAAUUAUUUUACCCAAUACCACCAGGCUAUGAGUCUGUCCUUGCAGAUUGCAUUCAAUUCUGAAAACCCCGUCCUGGUUACCCUUCCUGUGUGGGGCCAGGAGGCGCCUGUUAGCUGCAAGAAAACAGAGGGAAAGGAGGUUGGUUGUGCAACAACGAUUGAUGUGAUGGAGAAAGAUAAGAGUUAUCUUCCCACUCCUCUAAACUCAACGUGGCUGGAAAGCCGACAAGAUGCAAUUGUGAAGGAAGACAUCAAACAGCACUCAGAAACAAAGAAAGCCCUCAGAGAAACCGUCAGAGAGUUACGUCAGACUAUUCAAAAAAUGCUACGUGAGAAUGAAAGCAUCCCAGAAGAACAGUUUAACAUAGAUGUGGAGGAGCAGAGGAGACUGGAGGGCGUGGUGGAGCAGGAAGCCGAGAGGGUGAAGGCUGAAAUUGAGCAGGAUGUUAUAGAGAAGUGUUACUUCCGAGAUCUUGUGAAGAAAGAAUGCUGGGAUUCAGUCAUGAUCAAAAGCCGGAGUAUCAAGGCCUUCCACUCUGAAAUGACUGUGAAGAACUAUCCCCUCAAUGAGCGAACAGAGAAGGAGUUGGAGGACCUCCACAGGGUUCAAAAUAUGAGGAAGAUUGAAAAGGCUGCAUGCAGACUAAGGAAAAGCAGCAGCGAACAGAAGGAGGAGCGGGAGGAGGAAGGCCAUGAGGCAGAGAGUGCAGCUCUGAGCGGCAGCUUCUCAGCUGAGUUAGGAUGUUCCAGUCCUUACAUCUACAACCAAUUCAGCCUACAAACUAUUGAACAGAGGAUCAACCAGAUAAUACUGUUGCAGGAUGUGAUUUAUAGCAUCAAGAUGGCCUUCAACUCAGACUUCGAAGCCCUGCACAGGCAGAAAGUGCAAGAGCUCAAACGUCUGCAGGGCCGGAACAAACAGAUCAGGGACAUCAUGCUGGAGCUGGACAUAAAGCAGAAGCUGUUGGACACCAGCCUGACCGACGGCGAGUGGCCAGAGAGGCUUCUCACUGUGGACGACUCUGAGAUUAAAGCAGAGAAAUGCCUCAACCCAGAGCAGAAAAAACAGGAGGAGAGGCGGAGGUUGGAGGAGAGCUGCCCGACUGCGCAGGUUGACGACAGCAGAGAAAGAGCUCUUGAUGAGAUGAUGGAGGGAGUCCUCGAAGUGAAAAAAGGGUACAUUUUAAAAAUGGAAAUACCUCCUCCUGAAUUUGUUUUGGCCAAACCUGACAUUCAGUGGAGCGAAGAGGAGAAAAACAUGUACAAAGAAUAUGAGAGGAACAUGAAAGAUCUCAGUGACAAGAAGGAGAAAUAUAAAAGGACAUUGGAAAUUGAGAUGAAAAAGCUGCAGGAAUCCAUCAAAGAUGCGACGGAAAAAUUUGACAAAACACUCAUGAAGUUGUAUGAAAGGGAACUAAAGUGCACGGUUGCUAUAUACCAGGAAGAGCUGAAGAUCGCCUACCUCGCUGAUUCAGUGCUCACGGUUGAGGAGAUGAACAAUCAGGAGCGGGAGCUCAGGCUCAAACUUGAACGCAUGUUGGCACACAAGAUGAAAACAGAGGAAGACUUGAACAGAUAUAAGGACGAGGUGGACCAGUGUCAGUACGAGUAUGACAGCAUUGUAGCUGAAGACAAAGUUCUCGACCAAGAAUUCAGGAAGGGAUUUACUGAUCUACCAAACCGCGUGAAUGACCAACUUUACAAAUUGUUCAAACGUAGACCCAGGGUUCAAAGGUUGAGGGCCCAGACGGAAAACGCCACCAACUUGUUUAAGGAGCAUCAUCUGAACGCCUCCCAGGUUCCUGAUGGAUUCAGCCAAAUGCUCAAAGCUAUGGAGGAGCUGGACGCUCCAGAAAACAUGCCAGAAGAAAUUAACCUGUCCAUCUGGGAGAGCUUUUGUUUUGUGCGCAAAACAAAAGUAGAAUCUGAGCAAACGAUUAAAAUGAAAGCUCAGGAUCUUGCGGAGAUGCAGGCAUUCCUGAAGAGAAGGGAAGAUGAAGAUAAUGCUGCCCAAGAAGAAAUCAAUAAGAUACUUGAGACACUCCAGAGCCUGCAAAAAAAGAGGAACCAGCAUCUAACGAACACUCCGGUCCAACUUGUACUGAAACAGGGACGGUUGGAGACGUCCACUGCAGACCGGACAGCUGAUAGAGCUGGGAGUGACUUCCUCCUUCUCCACAAUAGCGUGGUGGACGACCUCAGAAAAAACAGCAUGAUGCUUGGAAAGAUGAAGGUAGCCUCCAUGGAGGCACGCAGCACGGUCCACAAGUACAUAAUCCAGCUGGAGUGGGAGCACCGGGUGCUGAACAAGAAGAUAGAGGACUCAAAUGACAAGAAGAGGGACAUCAAAAUGUUUCGCCUCACAGAAGAGCAGCAGGAUAUGAGGCAUCGCAGCAAGAAGGACCAGAACGCUUGCAUGUUGGAGAAAAUUUCCACGUUGGAGAUAAAUAUUGCAUUCAUGAAAAAGAGCCAUGAGAGGAGCAUUCAGCAGCGCAUGAAAAAGUGUGAACAGAUUAAUAAAAAGAUAAAAACAGAACAGAUCAGUGCUGCUUUAGAGCUGGAGCUUUCUCACUUGCGGGUGUCUGUGGCAGAGAUGAGACACAUCUAUGAAGCUUCAGCUGCAGAAGAAAAUGAGGCAGCAGAAAGAGAAGACCGCUACCAAGAGGUCAUUCAGAAGUGUAACCUGGAGGACCUUGCCAGGGCUCAGUCGGAGUACCUGGACGUCCUCUGUAAAGAAGUUGAGCGUCUGGAAAGGAAAAAUUUCCCCUCAUUUGAUCAGCUGAAACAUAACUCAUGAACAACAAUUUUAUUUAUACAUUUCUUUGCUAAUUAACAAAACAUCUACAUCUGCUGUGACCAGGAACAAGAAUUAAAAAUAAAUAGAAUUAUUUGUGUUAA